AUGAGCUCAUCCCUCUGCAGAGGGCAACCCCCACCUUUCCAGCGCUUUGCGUCUACUGAGUGUUUGCUCACACAUCUGGCCAUCCACAACACGACUGGAGAAGUCUACGUGGGAGCUGUCAACUGGAUUUUCAAGCUGUCCAGCAACCUGACCAAACUGCGAAACCACAUGACUGGUCCAGUGGUGGACAAUGAGAAGUGCUACCCACCACCCAGUGUCCAGUCCUGCCCUCACGACCUGGCUCAAACCCCCAAUGUGAACAAGCUCCUCCUUAUAGACUAUGCUCAGAACCGCCUCAUUGCCUGUGGCAGCACCUCCCAGGGCAUCUGCCAGUUCCUGCGUCUGGACGACCUCUUUAAGCUGGGUGAGCCUCACCAUCGCAAGGAGCACUACCUUUCCAGUGUGGCGGAAUCGGGUACCAUGUCAGGAGUCAUCAUAAGCUCCCCGCAGAGUCCUACCAGCAAGCUCUUCAUCGGAACCCCUAUCGAUGGAAAGUCCGAGUACUUCCCCACGUUGUCCAGCCGCAAACUGAUGGAGAAUGAAGAGAAUGCUGACAUGUUCAGCUUCGUCUAUCAGGACGAGUUCGUGUCCUCUCAGCUGAAGAUCCCCUCGGACACGCUGUCAAAGUUUCCCACUUUUGACAUCUAUUAUGUGUACAGCUUCAGCAGUGAGCACUUUGUCUACUAUCUAACCAUGCAGCUCGAUACCCAGCUGACCUCUCCCGACGCCAGCAGCGAGCAGUUCUUCACCUCCAAAAUUGUCCGCCUCUGCGUGGAUGACCCGAAGUUUUACUCCUAUGUCGAGUUCCCCAUCGGGUGCACUAAAGACGGGAUAGAGUACCGUCUGGUGCAGGAUGCCUUCUUGGCCCGACCGGGCCGGCAGCUGGCCAACUCUCUGGGAAUUUCAGAGAAUGAAGAAAUCCUCUUCACAGUAUUCUCUCAGGGUCAGAAGAAUCGGGCGAAACCUCCCAGAGAGUCUGCCAUGUGCCUGUUCACCCUGAGGAAGAUAAAGGAGAAGAUCAAAGAGAGGAUUCAGUCCUGCUACAGGGGAGAUGGUAAACUCUCCUUACCCUGGUUGCUCAACAAGGAGCUCGCCUGUAUCAAGUCGGGGUCUCGCUACAACAUGCCGCUUGAGAAAAGGGUGGAUGACAGGGAGAAGAGAGGAGGCGAGAGGGAAAGAGUGCAGAGCAUGAUUGAGCGCUGA
Menidia menidia (Atlantic silverside) is the source of this 1203-nucleotide messenger RNA. Lineage: Eukaryota; Metazoa; Chordata; Actinopteri; Atheriniformes; Atherinopsidae. The record is from the annotation of a GenBank genome assembly.